AUGGCCCACCUCCACCCGCAUCCCACCCUCGACAUCGACAUCGACUCCCCCGCCUCCGCAUCCUCCUCCACGCUCAUCACGCCCCUCCCGCUCCCGCUCAACUCGCUGGCGCACAAAGUUUCUUCCCCGGACCUAGGUGCUUCACCUCAAGUUCGUACUGUCAAUAAUACGAGGAAGAGGCCUUCGCUUUCGUUAUCUUUGGGUAGUGGGGGGAGAGUAGGUGAAGGCAGGGGUGGAAGAGGAGAAACAAGAGUAAGCGGGGUAAUGGGUGCAGCGCCGGAGGGCAGGAUGAGCGGAAAGGGGUUCAUCGAGCCGCAUAAGAGUCAUUUGCCGCGAAGGGCACGGACGACGGUGCGCAGGGGUACCACUGUUGCAUCGAAUGGGGUGGAUGGUGGUGGAGUGAGGGUGACGUCAACGCCAGCAAGGCGGACUGUCCAACAUCUGCAGAGUCCGACGGAGGCGUCGACGGUUGCACCCCUGGACCUGGACGUUGACAAUGACCAUGGGAGAGAAAGAGACGGAGAAAGGGGAGAGGACCCGCUCCAGACGGGUCUGACGACGCUCACGGAGCCGCCGACGUCUCCUGCCCUCCCAGGCCCACCUUACACGUCCAUUCCACCAACACCGACACCAGGACAGGGUUCAUAUGCGCCCACAACCCCUACGCCUCCGCAUGACGCACAUGUAGUAGGACCGACGAGGUCGACCAUAAUCUCAAACACGAUCGACGCCGUGCUCGCAUCCGCCCAAGCCCAAUCCGCCUUGGACGCCGCCGACGGCAAAGGCAGGGGGAUGAACACCUCGCACCACCACCCAGCGCUCGGGCUGACGAUGUCCCUAGCGGCGAUUGCCAACUCCUCCUCUAAGCUUCCGCCUCCUGGUAUUGGUGUUGGUGUUGGUGUUGGUGGCCAACCCCCGCCUCCGAGAUCCCAACCGCCAGGACAAUAUCAUCUUAUGUCCCUCUCCCUCUCGCAGAACGCGGCGGCGGCCACGGUGGGGUCGCCUGUGCCCCACUCUUCUGGGGUGUUCGCGACUCCAGGAGUGUCUGGGAUGCCCGGACUGGCGCCGACGACGACGCCAGGAUACGGAACGGGGCAAGGGCAAGGGACGCCAGCGCCAACGCGAGGAUAUGGCCCCGCGUCUCCUGGGCCUGCUCUCGCUCUUGCGCCUGUUGGCGUUACGCCAGCGACGGCGGGUGUUAUCCGGUUCCGGGAGAGGGACGAGGGGAGACUGAGGACGCCUGCCAGGGCCCAGUCGACCUCCCGCCCGCCUACACGCAUAAAGCGGCAUGGGUCGGCGUCGAGGACGCGUGAGCUGACUACGGACGACUUGCGGAGGAUGGCGAGGGUGGAGCGGGAGAGGAGGAGGGGGAGGGCGUGUGUUCAGCGUGUUGGUGCGGGUAUGGGUGGAGGGAGGGUCGAAGUAGGGUUUCUGGAGGAAGAGUGGGAUUUGGAGGGGGGUUGGUUUGAGGGAGACGAAGGAGAGACGAAGGGGGAGGGAGAUGAAGGAGAGAGUAGGGUGGAAGAGGAGAGGGGAAGGAGUCGGAGUCGGAGUCGAGAUGGAGGUGCGGACGGUGCGGACGGUGCGGUGGAAGGUGCGGUUGGAGAGGGUGGGGAAGGCCAGGAGGAGAGGGGGAGGGGGAGGAAGGACAAGGGCAAAGGAAAGGGAAAGGCACCGUAUAUCCUCAUCAAGGUCCUCGGCGCGCCUUCCUCGUUGCGCAAGCUGUCUGCUUCUUCGUCGUCCUCAAGCUCGGGUUUAUCAUCUUCCUCGUCGUCCUCUGAUUCUGAUAACGACAAUGAGAACGACGCCGACACCGACUCCAACGCCACCUCCAACCCACCCCUCCGACCCCACCGACCAAAAACCCUCCGCCUCCCACUCCCUUCAGAGCGGAGCGCGUACAUCGACGGCGUUCCUUCGUUAUCUCCAAGCCAACUUCGGGAGGCGUGCGAUUUCAUUGGGUCGUGGGUACACCCUUCUCCUGAUGGGGUAGAGGGGAGGGAAAGGAGAAAGCUUGGGGGGAGAGUGAGGGUAAGGGUAAGGGUGUUGGCGCCGAGGUGGAGACCGGAGGAGGCGAUGGGGGUUGUGCUGUGUUAUUUGGCGGGGAGAUGGGAGGUGGAGGAUGGGGUGGAGGAAGACACGGCAUCGAGGUCGCCAGAAGGAGAGAUCGUGUCGCCGAGGGUAAACGACCUGGUGUACUUCGCGCCUGGAUCUAUCUUGCCUUCUGACUGUCUUCCUGGUGGCGUCAACGACGAACGCGAGCCUAUCUCCUCGUCUUCCUCCAACCCAGUUCCCCAGCCGAACCCUGACGCUGCCUCUCCCUCUUCCGUUACCUCCCCAACCUCCACUCCUAUUCCUACCUCCACGUCGCCCUCCGCGCACCUCCCAACACCCGACGUCUACACCUACUCCGCCCUGCACAUCCUCGCGAUGCGCCUGCUCGACGACGACAGUAAGUGGAUGGGGCGCGGGGCGCUGUACGAGGCCCGGAUUCGACAACAGGAGAGGGCGGAGGAGGACGUGUUCGGGUCGUUCCCUCUGGAUGUUCCUGCACCAUCCGCGUCAUCCCCAGACGCCAACACCACCACCACCACCAACACUGAGAACGGGGUUCAUGCCGAUGCCGAUGCCCAUGCCGAUGAGGGGGAGGUAGAAGGUGGUGGUGGGAGCGACGCCGAUACCAUCUGCUCCUCUACGGAAGACGGCAGGGACCGGAGGGGGAGGAGACACGCGAGGGAAGGCGCCGAAUGGCGGUUGGCGUUGAGGAGCGCGAGCGCGCCUGCGCCUUCUCAUGCCGUUUCCCUUUCCUUGCUUCGUGGUAAUGGUAAGCGGGAAGGUGAGGAGAGGGAGGGCAGGAGGAGGAGGGCGAAGACGCGCGAGCGGGGUGGGCUUGGUACUUCGACUCGAAAGCCGCGAAAGGUGGAGGAGGGCCGAAUGGGAGAGGAUGGAGAGGAUGAUGGGCUGGAGGAAGAGGAGGAAGAGUGGACAGGCCUACAAGACGCGUGGCGCGGGGUCCUGUCGUACGACGGCCUUGUGCGGCUUGCGGGUGUGCUGUAUGGGGAGGGGACGAAGGUGGCGCUAACGACUCUGGACGCGGCGUCUGGGUCUAUCCUUUCCACCAACAUCCUCCAGGACCCUCAGAACCCGUGCGGUAAUAUAUCUGAAGCCAUCGGCGACGCAGAUUUGACGCCGUCAGGUGACCAACUCGUCCUCGUCUUCGGUGAUGGACAGGUCACCGUUCUCAACGUUGACGACUACCUCGAGAACGGCUUUAGGUCAGUAACAAACUCUGAGGGAAAAAUCACAACGCAUCCUUUCCCUGAGACGCCGCUUUCGACUCGGAAGAACAAGAAAGAACGGAAGGCACAUGAAGAAGGGUAUUGGUCCUGGGUCGACAAGGCGUAUUAUGGCGAUGGGCAGGUGGUUCUGCGACCGGGUGUGGGAGAGAAGAAACCAACGGGCUUCGCUGUUGCCUCAUGGAAAUAA
Messenger RNA from Cyclocybe aegerita, 3486 nucleotides. NCBI's taxonomy places the organism in Eukaryota, Fungi, Basidiomycota, Agaricomycetes, Agaricales, Hemipholiotaceae. The record is from the annotation of a GenBank genome assembly.